UUUUCUUUUCAGCAAUUGAUCUGUGUCGGUAACGGAACUUCGAGAUUUAUUCAAGCAGUUACACGAAACUGAGGAGGAAAAGAUACUGCUGCGAUAUCGCAAGAGAGAGAGAUCGAGCGUGGUUUAUAAAGAUGUCGAAUACAUACAGAGGAAGAAAUCGAUAUUGAACCGCAAAAGCAAGCAUUAACUGAUCACAUUGACUCGUUCAGCUCUAAUCUAGUCUAUAAAUCGAAGCGACCGCAAUCACGAGUCUUCGAUCCGUUACUUCCCACAACGAGAGGUUCGCGUCGGUCGUUUCCGCGCGCGCGUUACCACCAGCUUCCAAUUUUCGUCUAUCAAUCGGGCAACCCCCCGAAUUUCUAGUCGUCAGUCACUGAAAAGCGGCCAGCUGUUGCAAUUCUGCAGGCGGAUUCCCGUCGAUCCACUGACGAAAUCGCGAGCGAGGCCGUCGAUAAAACCGCGCGGCAAUCUUAUCCGCGCGUCGCGUCACGUCCUUCCUUCGCGGCGGCUUAGUGCGCGCGUAUGCUUUCGCCCACACGCGGGGACUUGCGAUUUAUUUCUCGCUCGCGCGCCGCGAUACACUCGUGGUCGCCGCAAUCUCGGCGGAGCAUCGCGGUCGAGAACGCGUGAAAUGUACGUGCCGUCGCCGAGGAUCGAUCGACCCUCGCCCGUGGAUCCUCGUGCCGAUCGCGCGAGUGGCGAUCGAGAUCUCUCUCGAGUGCGAUCAUCGCCCCGAUGAGUUCCUUCCUUCUCGUUGACUCUUUUUAUCUCGACGUCGACGAGUACCGAGUGAGUGACGAAAGCGACCGCGAAACGCGACGGUGAUAAAGGAGAAUUGAUAAGGUGACGGUUCACGCGUUGCGAAACGAAAGAGGAAUUCACUCAACCAGUGUCGUACGUGAUGAUACAAAGGACGAGAGGAACGUGAAGCGAACGAAGGCUCGAUAAUAACGGAUUGACUGAAUCUUAGAUCGAAUCCUGUGUGAUAUCGCUCGAUAGUUCUGUCUUUUACGUGUAUCGAUACAACAUAUGCUAUCUCGUUAUUAUUUAAUACUAUAUCAUUAAUCCAUGCUCGCACAGCACUCGAGUCACUCGUAUAUUUACUGCAUGUGUGGAUGUGAAACCGAACGGAUAAAAGGAAGCGAGGAGGAGAAUUAAAUACAAUUAAUAUCAACCGAGCGUUAUUAAAUUGCCCGUCGGAACCAUUGUUAAAUUAAUUGGAGCGUGUGCGCGGUAAAAUUUCUUACUCGACAUGUUGGAAAUCGAUUUUUAAAUAACACCUCCAGUCGCGCAAUUUAAUCGAAUCGCCCCGUAAGAGGACCCCACCUCCCGUCGGAUGAAUAUAAAUCGGAAAUCUCGGAGAAAGGAGAAACGAGAAGAAUGGGAAAACCGGGCGGCUGCCGGCCGGGCGCGUAAACACACGGCAACAGGUGUCCAGUGCGUGCGUGCACGCGAAGAUGCGGACGUAAUUCUCGAAAACACCCUGCGUGGUGGACGCCGCGCAAAGAGCUGUUUGUAAUUCAUCGCGCGAGAUCAAACGAACUCGCCAUUAAUCUCACGCCAGUCGAAUAAAUCGCGAAGAGGAGGAGGACGCCCCCGGGGCGCACACGCGCUUCGUCUUCCGAAUGAAUCGAUUUACCUCCUCCGAUAAAUCACUUCUCAUCGAAUUAACAUUCCUUCGCAAAAGUCCUGUCCGGCGAUCUCAGCCGAAUCAGCUUGAGCAGCGUAGGAGUUGAAAAAGGGGAAAAAAAGGAAGAGAACCUUCGCAAUCGUCUAAACGGACGACUCGGGGCUGGUGGCCGAACAUAUUGAUGAUCAUCGUCAUUAAAUUGGAGCGAGACGGGGAUGAGGAUGACAGGACGAGGCAGGGCGAUAACCCACGAGGACAUGGUGGGCGAUCACUCGGCCACCGCGAAUGCACAGUUGGGCGAGUUACUGGUGCGCUCGUCGAUGCCGGCGGCUGCAGUUGCCGUGAAAUUAUGCGGCGAUGAUUCCGCGGAGGAAACGGGCGAAACUGUAAGUCGGAAGAGACGCGACAUCCUCGGCACGUUCAAGAGAAGGGCCUUCAACAGGAUUAGCUUCAAGGGCGAAUCGGGCCCGCUGUUGAGUAGGUAUCGCCAGACCAGAUUCAGUUCCAGAAGGGUCCGCAAAAGGGUCGUUUUCAAGCACGGCGAUUGCAACGUCGUGCAGGGGAACGUCGCCAAGCGACGUCGGCGGUACCUCCAGGACAUAUUCACGACGUUGGUGGACGCGCAGUGGCGAUGGACGCUGUUGGUGUUCUCCAUGAAUUUCCUGCUGUCCUGGCUAGGCUUCGCACUCAUAUGGUGGCUGAUCGCCUACAGCCACGGUGAUCUGGAGCCUCAGAAUUUCAACAAUCACACCUUCAUACCCUGCGUCCAAGACAUCCGCAGUUUCACCAGCUGCUUCUUAUUUUCCGUCGAGACGCAGCACACCAUCGGGUACGGGGCGAAGCACACGACGGAUGAAUGCCCGGAGGCGAUCUUCACGCUGUGUAUCCAGUCGAUGACGGGCGUGAUCCUGCAGGCGUUUAUGGUCGGCAUCGUGUUCGCCAAGCUGUCGCGGCCCAAAAAGCGCACGCAGACUCUUCUUUUCUCGCGGAAUGCCGUCAUUUGCCAACGGGACGGUCAGUCCUGCCUCAUGUUUCGCGUUGGCGAUAUGCGUAAGAGCCACAUCAUCGAGGCCCACGUCCGCGCCCAAAUGAUCAAGAGAAAGGUGACGAAGGAGGGCGAAUUGCUGCCGUUCUUCCAGACGGAGCUGAAGGUUGGCGGCGACGGCGAGGAAGACAAGAUCUUCUUCAUCUGGCCCACCACGAUCGUGCACAAGAUCGAUCGGAACUCGCCGCUCUACCGGAUAUCGGCCAGCGACAUGCUGCGAGAGCGAUUCGAGAUCGUCGUGAUACUGGAAGGAGUGAUCGAAUCGACCGGCAUGACGACGCAGGCGAGAAGCUCCUAUUUACCGUCCGAGAUCCUGUGGGGUCACCGGUUCGAGCCUAUCAUCACGUUUCGCAAAGAGACCGGCGAGUACGAGGUCAACUACACGCUCUUCAACAACACGUACGAGGUGGAUACGCCGCUCUGCAGCGCUGCCGAUCUCGAUCGCAUCCGCGCCAUACAUCAUCGCUCGAAAACAGAACGCACCGGGCCAGGUGCAUUCUCGGGCUACAACGACGCUUCCAGCAGCAGCUCCUUGACUACCAGCUCGAGAGGAUCGAGUUUGAGGUCUUCCUCCGGCGGACUGCACAUGCAAUCGUCGAUGCCAGCGACGGUGUUAACGACACCUCCGAAUCCUAUUUCGGUGAUGAUCACCGAUCCGGACGGUUCUUGCAGGCGGGAAAGCGUCAAUGUGCAUCCUGACGUGUCGUCUUUUUAUGCGCAAGAAAAGACGGCAAAAUUCGGACGCGACACCGAGAACUCAGGGUCGUCACAAAAAGAGGAUUACGAGCGUGUCCUUGAAGACAUCAACGCAAGUCUGAGGAAGAACAAGAAGCAAAAUGGCACGGAAAGUGGGAUACAACGGAAUGAAUCGAAAGCAACGUUAGACUCGAGAAAGAGCGACGCGAGAUCGAAUUCCAGAUCGAUCGCGGAGGAGACUCCAGGAAGUGACCUGAGGAGGCCAUCUUCCAGGAGCAACUCGAGUACCGAAUGUUGCGCGAACUCUUCGGAGACGCAGCAUCCUCCCGAGACGAGGUCCAGCCUGUGCGACGGCCGCAAAAUCCAGGAAGUUGCCCAGAAGACGAGCUUCCUUCUCGAGGAAGAAGCACUGGCGAAUCGCGACCAUUCCGAAAACACGUCUUGCCCCACUCACUAAGCACAGGCUCAAGGGGGGACCGGGACUUGGGAAGAUCGAGUGAUGUCGGAUGAUCGGCGGCCGGCCUCGAGGAUCGAUAUCUCCAAUUAACU
Dinoponera quadriceps is the source of this 3920-nucleotide messenger RNA. RefSeq names its product G protein-activated inward rectifier potassium channel 3-like. Gene Ontology annotation, cellular component: plasma membrane. The transcript has 10 exons. Gene Ontology annotation, biological process: potassium ion import across plasma membrane; regulation of monoatomic ion transmembrane transport. The record is from RefSeq and is a predicted model, not a curated record. The coding region runs from base 1846 to 3828 and encodes 660 amino acids. Gene Ontology annotation, molecular function: inward rectifier potassium channel activity. Lineage: Eukaryota; Metazoa; Arthropoda; Insecta; Hymenoptera; Formicidae.